Molecule: messenger RNA, 4020 nt
Organism: Oncorhynchus nerka (sockeye salmon)
Lineage: Eukaryota; Metazoa; Chordata; Actinopteri; Salmoniformes; Salmonidae
Product: N-myc proto-oncogene protein-like
Exons: 3
Coding region: 1151-2620 (489 amino acids)
Biological process (GO): regulation of transcription by RNA polymerase II
Molecular function (GO): RNA polymerase II cis-regulatory region sequence-specific DNA binding; DNA-binding transcription factor activity, RNA polymerase II-specific; protein dimerization activity
Source: RefSeq, a predicted model, not a curated record
GUUCAUACUUUAUCUUCAUUAUAAAGAACAACAAAUGGUUCGACAAUUCACCGCAGAUAACAUACACCAGCGAUUAAUUAUAUUGAUGCGUUCAACCUCCUGUUAUCCUGUGUCCGCGUGAGGGCGCAGUGAUACUGACUCUUUGAUCAUUCUAUGCGGUUAUCUCAAUGCCCCCAGACAAUAGUGAGAGUUGAGUUCAGCUCCAGCAUUGAGUAGUGUGCCAAGCCAUUGUGACUUUCCUAAUAACAAGACAGUAUAAACCGUGCUUCUACAUCUGCAUUGCUUGCUGUUUGGGGUUUUAGACUGGGUUUCUGUACAAACACAUUGUGACAUCGGCUGAUGCAAAAAGGGCUUUAUAAAUACAUUUGAUUGAUUGAGUAUAAGACAUGAUAUGAUUCUCGUUAAACAAAUAGCAGGCCUACUUCCAUCAAAACGCUAUGUUAAAGGUUGCUGGGUAACAAACCAUUGUCAUAUAUUAGUGGAGCCUUUAUACAUAAAAUAAAGUCUAUAUCCUAUGCAUUUGUCCACAAUUUUCCCCGAACAGUUUCUGAAAGGGGAAAGAAAUUCGCCAUAAUGGAGGCUCAGGGAUGAUAAUAUAAUAUAUAUUCUUUGGAGGGGGUAAUGGAGCCCGUCGCAGGCUAUAUGAGGGUUUCCACUAGUUACCACAACCACACAUUUGUAAAAAUUAAAUGUGCUUUUUUGUAUUCAUUUAAGGUUAAGGUUAGGUAUACGGAUAGAAGUGUGUUUAAAGUAAGGGUUCAUGUUAGGCUUAGGUUUAAAAUCACAUUUUAAGAAGAUACAUUUUUGAAAUUGCGGGGUUUACGACUUUGUGGCAGUGGUAACUAGUGACGACCCUAUAGGAGCCGACACAGCCAGCCCGUCCGCCUCACGCCGCAGCGCUGCAGUCUACCACACUCACCACGCCCCUAAGUGGGUGGAGUCUUCCCUCCAACUCAGAGAGAGGUUUGAGGAACGACUAUAACACUCCAUAGCCCAGCACAAUGCGUGUCAGAGAUCUGUCUGUGCGACACAAGAGUAGAUGUGUGCUCCUAAUCUAGUUUAUCACUGAACUGCGAGAGAGAGAGAUUCGACAAAACACGACUCACACCACAACAUCAGUCAACGCGAGGAUUUCCAAGUGUGGGAUAAAAUGCCGGCGAUUAUAGGUAAAAAUUCCGACAUGGAGUUCGACUCUCUACAACCCUGCUUCUACCCGGGCGAGGAUGACUUCUAUUUCUGCGGUCCCGACUCUGCGCCACCCGGAGAGGACAUCUGGAAGAAAUUCGAGUUGCUGCCCACGCCGCCCCUCUCCCCGAGCCGAGCGGCGCUACCGGGGGAGCUGGCCUUCGCGUCCGGGGGAGACAGAGGCGACUCGGAAGCAGGUCCCAUGGGUUUUGGAUUAGGCGACCCGCUGGGCUGCGACUGGGCUUCAGAGCUCCUGUUCCUGCCCGAAGACGAUAUUUGGGGCGCGUCGGACGGAGACCUGUUCGGCGGCUGCUCCGCUUUGGAUAGUAACCCCAACUCCAUUAUCAUUCAGGACUGUAUGUGGAGCGGCUUCUCGGCCAGGGAAAAGCUCCAGAGGGUGGUCACAGAAAAGCUAGGCAAAGCCAUCUCCACCGCGGCUGCCUGUGGAGUUAGUAAAAAUGUCACUACCGCCGCGGCCAUCACAACCAAGGCGCCGGAGCUGAGUGUGGACCCCACGAUAGUCUUCCCUUUCCCCAUCAACAAAAGAAACGGUAGCAGCAGCAGCAGAUGUCCACCUGGGACGGCCCCCGCCACUACUGCCCACUGUAGCGCAGUGGGCAGUACUCCGAGCGACUCCGAAGAUGAUGAAGAUGAUGACGAAGAUGAGGAGGAAGAUGAGGAGGAGGACGAUGAUGACUCAGACGGCGAAGAGAUCGAUGUGGUCACUGUGGGGAAGCGGCGUGGCUUGUCGCCAAUGGCGACUGGCACGGUCACCAUCUCGGUGCGGUCGAAGACGGGCACCGCUUCUGGGGCUGUGGUUUCAUCUGGUGUCGUGAGUCGAUUUGUCAGCAACCGGGGGUCUGCGGGGUCAAACUGUCAUGGGCAGGAGUUGAUCCUCAAGCGGAGCUCGGUCCACCAGCAGCAGCACAACUACGCCGCUCCCUCGCCGUACGCCUCUGACGACGAUCAUACGCCCCCCUCCAAGAAACACAAGUCAUCUAACGCUCCUCGUCAAUACUCCCGUCCCACCUCUUCAUCAUCAUCGCCAUCAUCCUCGACAUUCUGCGGCUCCCUGACUGUGCCAUCAUCAACAAUGCCGGGUUCUAGAUCCAAACGCUACGCCAGCGGUGCCAGUAGCCCACGCUGCGGCUCCUCCGGUAACUCCGACUCCGAAGACUCCGAACGGCGGCGAAACCACAAUAUCCUGGAACGCCAGCGGCGCAACGACCUGCGCUCAAGUUUCCUCACGCUCCGCGAUCAUGUGCCCGAACUGGCGAGGAACGAGAAGGCGGCCAAGGUGCUGAUCUUGAAGAAAGCGGCGGAGUAUGUGUCGUCGCUGGAGACGGAUGAACUGCGGCUGACUCAGGAGAAGGACAGGCUGCAGGCACGGAGGCAACAGCUAAUGAAGCGACUCGAGCAGGCCAGGACUUGCUAAGACUUUUUAGUGGCACAUGACGCACACACACACACACACACACACACAGAGAGACAGAGACAUAGACACACACACAUAAAAAAUGCUUUUCUUAAAACUGCAUUGUUGGUUAAGGGCUUGUAAGUAAGCAUUUCACUGUAAGGUUAUAUUCGGCGCAUGUAACAAAUAAAAUUUGAUUUGAUAUAUUUGAUAUAUACACACGAACAUACACACACACACACACAUAUAUAUAUAUACACUCAGACACACCCAGAUGACCCCCCCCCCGCUUUGUCUCAACUUAUAUAUAUGUAUACACACACACAAACACACACACACACGUGAGCGACAAAUGACGGGGUGGACGGGACAUUCACUGACGCCACUUUCUUUGCACAUUUGUUGACGUUAAGAAUGUUUAGGGUUCUACGUUUUUCAAUCCGGUCACAUUGAGAAGAAGGAAAGAAGAGAAUAGAAGGAGGGAGGAGAAGGGAAGAAGAGAUGGAGCUCCUCUUGGUCCUCUCUCUAUUUCUUGUUGUUUCUUGUUGUACUCAAUGUGACACUUAUAGCCCUAACCCAAACCAGGUGACUUUCAAAGGGGUCUUGUUCAUGAGGGCACAUCGUGGCAAAAUGUUUUGCAACGGAAAGUGAAAAUAAGCAUUUCUCAAUGGACACGAUCAGGUAUUCGCUCUCUGUUUCAUUCCAUUUUGCUCCAUUGUGUGCCUAAUGAAUACACACUGGGCAUAGCGUCAGAGUUGUUUGGAGAGUUCAAAGUUCACACUUAGUAGCAGAAAAUGCUUUCUACGCCUUCACAGCUGCAAACAGAAGACACCUGUACACCAGGAAACCGCGGUAUAAUGUGCACCUUGCUAGCCGACACUUUUGUAAAUAACUGUACUGUAAAUAACAGACAAAUACACUCAGAAUCUGCCUUGUUUUAUAUACAUUUUUAUCUUUGAGUUUUUAUACAUUUUAUGUCCAAAAGCUGCCAAUAACUAGACUGGAAACUUUAUUAAAAAAGUACUGCAAUGCCUCGAGGGCAACGAAACUUUGUAAUAUAAAACGUCCCCCCCCCUGCUUUGUAUUGUACCAUGAUUCCAAUUCUACACCUUUAGGACCCUUUAGUGUGACUGUGAUACAUACUACAUUUGAUAGUUAUAUUUUCGUACGGAAAAUGAGUUCUCGGUAGAUAUCUCUUUAUCUCGUCCUUCUUUUCUUUCUCUCUCUAUCAAAACAUUUUCCUUUCUCUUUAUUUCUCCCCAUUUGUUUUAAGUAUUUGUAACUGUCGGGUGCAUAGACCUUUCUGGGUGAACGGAUAUAAGAUGGUUUUUUUUUCUUCAUUCAUAUAAUUUACAUGUAGUGCUCCAACUCAGCACUUUGAAAUACCUCAUUUUGACAAAUAAAUAGACAUUGAAAAUAAA